Messenger RNA from Symbiodinium necroappetens, 1270 nucleotides. The record is from the annotation of a GenBank genome assembly. Lineage: Eukaryota; Dinophyceae; Suessiales; Symbiodiniaceae.
GACGGGCUUGCCGGCCCAGCCUGCCAUCUUAAAGACUUCGGCACCUGACUGGAGCAGCGGCUCCAGCCUCAUGGCGCACGCCGAAAAGGCCAUGGACGGGGGCUAUGAGGCCGCAGCCCGCAGUCCCCUCCCCUUCUCCUUCGCCUGCGCCUCGGGCACCUUCGGCUCCUUCUGCGGCUCCUUCUGUCGCUCCUUCUGCAAGGUCUUCAAGGAGGGCUUUGGGCCUCUUGGGGCGCAGAGCGCAAGGCCAGGAAUUGCAAAAGAGAGGGGCGGCGGAAAGGAGAGAGGGUGUUCAAUGGGGCGAAAUGUGAGACAUCCGCUGGCUCCGGAAGCUCCGCGCGAUCGGAAGUCGCCGCACAAGAACGGACACGAGCAGCCCUGCGAGCUGUUGCAAGGGAGGCGCCAGGGUCCGGAGGCGGUGACGAGUCCUCUGGCAAAGGAAUCCAAGUGGCACGAGGACAAGCUGGCGGCCCCUUUCACGACUCCUCUUCGAAUCUUGUUGUUCACAGUACUCAUCGAUAUCCUGUUGGACCCUGUGGAAGCGGCAGUGAGCACCGAGGAGAAUAUCAAAGAACUCAGCGAAGCCCAACCCAUCACUCGAACUGCAGGCCGAGUUUUUGUUGGCCCCUUCUUGGUCUCAGCCCGACGGAGCAUAGGUGGCGUAGUGGACGAAGCGGCGAACCUGGAUUCGUGGUUGAGGGCCUUGGUCAACUGCACAGUAUGGAAGCACUUGGGGGGGAUCUUCCAGAACCAUCCCUCCAGCCCUGCAGCAGACGAUCUCACAGCUACGGCUAUGCCUCUCCAUCUGAGCGUCUUCCGUGUCUCUCAGCUUCAGCGCCUGGAGGAUCGCUUGGAUUUUGCGGGGCGGGCAGAGUUCGUGUUUUGGCCAUUCCCCGGGAGCUUCUUUGGCUUCACCGUCUUAGGCGACGCCGAGGCUGCAGAGUGGCUGAGGGAUCAGCGUGAAGGCUCCACCGUGGAAGUUCAAGUCUUCAAUAACCCGGAUCUUGGAGCAGGCGGAAGCUUGCGAGGGCACACAAAGAGCAACCCGGCAUGUCUGCAAGGCUACACUCCAAGGUGCAGGGAACCCCUCAUGGCUGCGCCACCAGACGGGACAGGGAGACCAAGCCGCGAUCCACGGGACGCGCCUGCCGAGGCGGUUUUCUGCACUUCCGGGUUUCGCAGCAAGCAGAGAAAGCUUGCUUGGCUUGCAGCACUUCAAAGUCGAGACACGACUGGAAUUCAAACCGUUCCUGUGGCUCAGAAUCUGUAG